This is a messenger RNA of Morus notabilis, 3019 nucleotides long. RefSeq names its product probable methyltransferase PMT26. Gene Ontology annotation, cellular component: endosome; trans-Golgi network; cytoplasm. The record is from RefSeq and is a predicted model, not a curated record. Bases 211 to 2661 code for a protein of 816 amino acids. Gene Ontology annotation, molecular function: methyltransferase activity. Lineage: Eukaryota; Viridiplantae; Streptophyta; Magnoliopsida; Rosales; Moraceae. The transcript is spliced from 9 exons.
CUAUUUUCUCUCUCUAAAAGUGCCGAUAAAUCUCCACCAUUUCCUUCCCAGUUUCUCUCACAAGCAAACUCAAAAUCGUCUCUCCCUUUCUCUCUCCUACACAUAAUGUGGAGGACUGGCUCGUAGCUGUUUUUCUCAGAUCUGCCUCAUUUUUUCCAUAUCUGAAGAAAUAGGUAUUGAGAAUAACUGUUCAGCUGAAAAAAGAGAGUUAUGGCGUUAGGAAAAUACACUAGAGUAGACAACAGGAGGUCGUCGUCGAGUUAUUGCUCGACGGUGACGAUCGUGGUGUUUGUGGCGCUAUGUCUAGUCGGGGUUUGGAUGAUGACGUCCUCGUCGGUGGUUCCAGUUCAAAACGUGGAUGUUUCGCCGGAGAAUAAGAGCGAGGUCAAGGCGCAAGAGAGUAAGACUGAGGUUAGCGAGCAAGUGAGCGAGAACAAUGAGAACAACGUGAACAAUGAGAGCAAUGCGGGCAAUGAGAGCAAUGAGAGCAAUGAGGGGAACACUCGGCAGUUUGAAGAUAAUCCGGGUGAUUUACCUGAGGAUGCGACCAAGGGAGACAGCAAUGUUAACAUUAAUAAUCAGGAGGAGAAGCAAGAGGAAAAAUCUGAAGAGAACUCAGAGGAGAAACCCCAGGAGAAUCAGGAAGAGAAGCCUGAGGAGAAACGUGAAGAGAAGGCCGAUGAUGGAUUGAAGUCUGAGACAGAAAAUGGGGAGACAAGCACGGAAGGUGGAGAUAAUAAUGAGAAUAAGUCUGAUUCGGAUGAGAGCCAGACGAAAUCUGAUACGGAUGACAAUGAACAGAAAUCAGAGAAAACAGAGGAAACACAAGAUAAAGAAAAGAUAGAGGAGAAAGUUGAGCAAAAUGACAAGGAGUCUGACGAUGGAUCUGGUGAGAAAAAGGAAAAUGAUCAGGCUAAAAGUGAGGUGUAUCCAUCCGGAGCUCAGUCUGAACUUUUGAAUGAAACUGCUACUCAAAAUAGUGCUUGGAAAACUCAGGCUGCUGAGUCAAAGAAUGAAAAGGAAGCUCAACGUUCUUCAAACCAGCAAACCACUUACAGUUGGAAGCUGUGUAAUUCAACUGCUGGGCCUGAUUUCAUCCCAUGCCUUGACAAUUGGCAGGCAAUUAGGACUCUUCAUAGUACCAAGCAUUAUGAACAUCGGGAAAGGCAUUGUCCUGAAGAGGCCCCUACAUGCCUUGUACCUCUUCCGGAAGGAUAUAAACGCUCAAUUCAGUGGCCUAAGAGCAGGGAAAAGAUAUGGUACGCUAAUGUUCCCCACACCAAGCUUGCACAAAUUAAAGGGCAUCAGAAUUGGGUGAAAGUUACUGGUGACUACCUUACUUUUCCUGGUGGUGGAACGCAAUUUAAGCACGGUGCUCUUCAUUACAUUGAUUUCAUACAGGAGAUCGUGCCUGAUAUUGCCUGGGGGAAGCGUUCCCGCGUGGUAUUGGAUGUUGGAUGUGGUGUUGCGAGUUUUGGCGGCUUCCUCUUUGACAGAGAUGUUCUUACCAUGUCACUUGCGCCAAAAGAUGAACACGAAGCUCAAGUGCAAUUUGCACUAGAAAGGGGAAUUCCUGCCAUAUCUGCUGUAAUGGGCACAAAGAGGCUCCCCUUCCCAGGCAGAGUUUUUGAUAUUGUACACUGUGCUCGUUGCAGGGUUCCAUGGCAUAUAGAAGGUGGUAAGCUUCUUUUGGAACUGAAUCGUCUCUUGCGACCUGGUGGCUUCUUUGUGUGGUCUGCGACCCCAAUUUACCAAAAGCUGCCUGAAGAUAUGGCAAUAUGGGAAGCCAUGAAGAAACUAACAAAAGCAUUGUGCUGGGAGGUUGUUGCAAUUAGCAAAGAUACAGUAAAUGGCGUGGGUGUUGCUGUAUAUAAGAAGCCUACUACCAAUGAAGGCUAUGAGCAAAGAUCGAAAAAUGAGCCUCCUCUUUGCGCAACCACUGAUGAUCCAAAUGCAGCCUGGAAUGUGCCACUAGAAGCUUGCAUGCACAAAAUACCUGUUGAUGCAUCAGAACGUGGGUCUCAAUGGCCUGAGCAAUGGCCUUCAAGGUUGGACAAAACACCUUACUGGUUAUCAAGCUCCCAGGUCGGAGUCUAUGGGAAACCUGCUCCUGAGGAUUUCGAUGCAGACUAUCAGCACUGGAAACGCGUUGUGAGCAAGUCAUAUCUAAGUGGAAUGGGAAUUAAUUGGUCAUCUGUUAGGAAUGUUAUGGACAUGAGAUCUGUCUAUGGAGGAUUUGCUGCUGCUUUGAAGGACUUGAACGUGUGGGUUAUGAACGUGGUCUCAGUAGACUCCCCAGAUACGCUACCUAUAAUCUAUGAGCGAGGUCUAUUUGGCAUGUAUCAUGAUUGGUGUGAGUCAUAUAGCACCUACCCGAGGACUUACGAUCUUCUUCAUGCCGAUCAUCUAUUCUCUAAGCUCAAAACGAGGUGCAAUUUGGUGGCUGUAGUUGCGGAGGUUGAUCGUCUCCUGAGGCCAGAAGGAAAGCUGAUCGUGCGUGACAGUGUUGAGAUCAUUAACGAGCUGGAGAACAUGGUGAAGUCGAUGCAGUGGGAGGUUCGCAUGACUUACUCCAAGGAGAAUGAAGGUUUGCUGUGUGUUCAGAAAUCCAUGUGGCGGCCCAACGAAUCUGAGACACUCAAGUAUGCGAUCAUGUCCUAGGAAGUGCCUCUUCAUUCUUGACGAUGCAAUGCCCCCCAAUGAGGUUAGGUUAUUCUUUUGUUUCCGGUUAGCUAAUUUUCAAAUCAUGGUAACUGUACUUUAUCUUGGCCUAUGUACCCUGUAGUUAGGUCUUUUUCAUUCUUCGGCGUCCACUAUUAAUUUAUUGUUUCCGAUAUUAUAAUUUUGAUGUCAUCACGAGUGUGAGUGUCGGGAUUUACACUGUAAUAUCAUUUCAUUACGUUUUAUGGACAAGAAUGAAUUCGUUCAUGCAAAUGUAAAGUCCAUUGAUGUGCGCUAUGAAACUUUUGAUUAGUAAAGAAAAAGCAAAUGAGGUCCUGAAUUGGCUCAAUUUUCAUUA